Messenger RNA from Melitaea cinxia (Glanville fritillary), 1610 nucleotides. RefSeq lists its product as uncharacterized. The record is from RefSeq and is a predicted model, not a curated record. NCBI's taxonomy places the organism in Eukaryota, Metazoa, Arthropoda, Insecta, Lepidoptera, Nymphalidae. The transcript is spliced from 4 exons. The coding region runs from base 39 to 1610 and encodes 523 amino acids.
GCGCAGGACGACGCGCGUUUUCCCUCAAGGUGUUUGCAAUGUGGUAUCCGUGGAUCGCGUUGCUGGUGUCUUGUGCACUGGUGGGAGCGCAGGAAACCGAGGCACCCGCGCCAGAGUCCACCACCCGCCCACCACCGCGCACGCUUGAUAGGCAAGCGGGUGAACUAGCCUGGCGUACCUGGCUACAAAGCCCUGAAGAUGGAAACCAAAACGCUCCACCCAGAAGAAUAACUACGAAAUCUCUUUUCAUCACACCGCUCGUCUGUCCUAAAGGGCACCGCCUUGACGGAACCGCUUGCGUUCAGGUGGUGACAGUGAACAAAGCAGAGCAUGAACGCAUUUUACUAGAGCAACUGAACGCUCUAUUUACUACGGCUCCAAACAAUGGCGAUGUAAUUUAUGACUACGGAGACGAAGAUCCAGGACCCCUGCAAUUAUCUAUACCGAUAGGUUUAGAUCCCCAAAGUUCACCACAAGAUCCAUCUGCACAGGCUCAAGGUCAGCAGUCAAACUUUGUAAAAAAAGAUGAAAAUACUGAUGCUAGUGUCGAAGCUGAAUUAGAAUUAUUAAAACUACAGCAAGCGCAAUCGAAAUUGAACAAUACCAUUUCACAAGACGGUAGCAAUAUUCUUUCCCACAACGUAUUACACAAUUUACUAAGUUAUUCUGACAAACCUAAAAGAGACAGUCCUAUGAUUAACUCUAGCGAGGUUGAGAUGCAAUCGAAUAACACAGACAAAGGACAGAAAGAACAAGUAUAUGGACACGUAAAUGUUGAUCCUAUACUGUACGAUAUUGAGACUCAAAAUAAUCAGGACGCAAUGACGGAAUCUAAAACAGAAAAGACAAAUGGAGAAUCAGAUAUAAAAAACAUACCACAGGUUGACGAACAAACAAAUUCGUCUAACAUUUCAACUAUUAAAUCGAAUUCAACUGUAUCUAUCUUAAAAAAAGAUACAGAGGAUGUCAAGUUAAAUCCUGAAAAUGAUUAUUCUGAUAUAGGAGAAGCUAUCAAACUAAUCAGCAGAUACGCUGAAGUAUCAACAGAUGAUAAUUUUGCCAAAGACGAUAAAAAACAUUCAUCGAUAGAAGAAGACAGUAUAUUAGGAACUCGAACGAAACUACAAUAUAGACGAAAUAAACCAAAGGUACCAGAUAUUUUAAAAGACUCAGACACUCAAGCCUCCGAAAUCAUUAUAAAUAAAGACGCAUCUACUGACAAACUAUACCCAAAAAAUAUUGUCUACUAUAGAUAUCCCUGGCCGAGUGAUAAUGCCGGUUCGCCGCCAUCAAAUUAUCCCUUCCGUCAUUUGCAAGACUAUUGGGCUGGUCGUAACAAAUUUGGCGGAGUUUAUAACUCAAUGCAUGAAAAUCCCCGACGUCACCAUCAUUCUUAUCCCCACUAUUUUCGUCCUCGUGGCUCGGUAUAUGAGGGUUAUCCUGAAACUCAUCUUAGUCUACAAGAGGCUUAUUCUGGACUUCGACGAUAUCCUCACAAAAUUGCUGAUCGUAACGCUAAUCCAAUAAGAUCUCACGCUAACAACCAAGAUUUGUAUAGUCUGCUCGGCUUAAGGCACUGGUUCAGUAGCGAAGGGGCCUCAAAAAGAUAG